This is a messenger RNA of Oryctolagus cuniculus (rabbit), 1989 nucleotides long. It is a transcript of the gene AIPL1, whose product is annotated as AIP like 1 HSP90 co-chaperone. Gene Ontology annotation, molecular function: peptidyl-prolyl cis-trans isomerase activity; protein binding. The record is from RefSeq and is a predicted model, not a curated record. NCBI's taxonomy places the organism in Eukaryota, Metazoa, Chordata, Mammalia, Lagomorpha, Leporidae.
GGCCCCUGCACCCACUUGGGAGACCUGGAUGGAGUUCCUGGCUGGGCAUUUGGGGAGUGAACCAGGAGAUGGAGGAUCUCUUCCCUCCUUUCUCCCCCUCUCUCUGCCUUUCAAAUAAAUCUUUAAAUAAAAACAUGGCUGCAGGGCCCUCUCUCCACCCCUUGGUGGUCUCCAGGCCCAGGCUGCUCCCCCUCCCCUGUCUCCUGUAAGAAAGCUCAGCACCUGCCGCCCUCGCGGGGUGGGCAGGAAUCCACAGCAGCGGCCAAGGGGCAGUGGACGCGUUGGAGGCCCUGGUGGCCUGGCUGAGCAGGGCUGCACGGUGUGGGCCCCUCCCUGCUUCCGGCCUUCACCCCCUCCUUCCACCCCCACCCCAGCUCCAGCACAAAUCCCCAAGCCCUGGCCCAGGGUGAGAUUAUCUGGGCUGGACGCCAUGGACGCCGCUCUGCUGCUGAACGUGGAGGGGGUGAAGAAGACCAUUCUGCACGGAGGCACCGGGGACCUCCCGAGCUUCCUCACGGGGUCCCGCGUGACCUUUCACUUCCGCACCACGAAAUGCGACGACGAGCGGACGGUGAUUGACGACAGCAAGCAGGUGGGCCAGCCCAUGCACAUCAUCAUCGGCAACAUGUUCAAGCUGGAGGUGUGGGAGACGCUGCUGAUGUCCAUGCGCCUCCACGAGGUGGCCGAGUUCUGGUGUGACACCAUUCACACGGGCGUCUACCCCAUCCUGUCCCGGAGCCUGCGGCAGGUGGCCGAGGGCAAGGACGCCACCGAGUGGCACGUGCACACCUGCGGGCUGGCCAACAUGUUCGCCUACCACUCGCUGGGCUACGAGGACCUGGAUGAGCUGCAGAAGGAGCCUCAGCCCCUCAUCUUCAUCAUCGAGCUGCUGCAGGUGGAGGCCCCGAGCGAGUAUCAGAGGGAGACGUGGAACCUGAACAACGACGAGAGGCUGCAGGCCGUGCCCGUCCUCCACGGGGAGGGGAACAGGCUCUUCAAGCUGGGCCGCUACGACGCCGCCUGCACCAAGUACCAGGAGGCCAUCGUCUGCCUGAGGAGCCUGCAGACCAAGGAGAAGCCCUGGGAGGUGCCGUGGCUGAAGCUGGAGAAGAUGAUCAACACCCUCAUCCUCAACUACUGCCAGUGUCUGCUCAAGAAGGAGGAGUACUACGAGGUGCUGGAGCACACCAGCGACAUCCUGCGGCACCACCCGGGCAUGGUGAAGGCCUACUACGUGCGGGCGCGGGCGCACGCGGAGGUGUGGAACGCAGCCGAGGCCAAGGCAGACCUGGAGAAGGUGCUGGAACUGGACCCGUCCAUGCAGAAGGCGGUGCGCAGGGAGCUGCGGCUUCUGGAGAGCCGCAUGGCCGACAAGCAGGAGGAGGAGCGGCUGCGCUGCCGGAGCAUGCUGGGCUAGGGCGCAGGCGCAGGCGCAGGCGCGCGCGGGGCACGCAGGUGCACCUGCGCCCGGCGUCCCUCUGCGGCGCUCAGAUGGCGAGAAGGGGGCGGGGUCUUCUCUCAAUUGGCCAGGAUUCUGGUGUCACUUUUUAAGAUUUAAAGUUAAUUCUUUUAAAACCCCCAAAUCAAAAAAGAGCAUAGGAGAGGUUGUGAAUAAAAGUGAAAUUCUCUCCCCCAGCACCGCUGUUCCUGACCGAGGGCUAGUAGUUUUAAGGGAGCCGACAUUUAAUUCUUCUGGUACUCUCUUCUGUCUCCAAGUCACGUGUGUAAAGCAGUUUCCCCACAUGUCAUUUCUAUGCCACUACAAAGAAAAGUAAGCGUUGAGCUGACGCCGUCUUGGCUCCCCCCCCCCUUCUCCCAGUGCUGGGCAGUUAUAACUUUGGAUCCUCUUUUGCUGGUGUUUAUCACUUCGUAGAACUCUCUAGAAUCGCAGGAACUUCCGUCGUUCCCAUGGUCAGCAUCCUCCUUUGGCUCUGUAACCCGGAUGGAGCCUCCAGCGCUCUGCCCAGAUCUGAGCAUCAAUAAACAGUA